This is a messenger RNA of Medicago truncatula (barrel medic), 1068 nucleotides long. Its product is annotated as mucin-7. The record is from RefSeq and is a predicted model, not a curated record. The coding region runs from base 468 to 920 and encodes 150 amino acids. The transcript is spliced from 3 exons. NCBI's taxonomy places the organism in Eukaryota, Viridiplantae, Streptophyta, Magnoliopsida, Fabales, Fabaceae.
GAGAGGUAGAGAGAGAAAGAGGGAGAAAGGAAUAACAAGGGUUUGAGAAAGGGAGAAACUUGAAGAUUGAAGAAUUAGGAGGUAAAGUGAAGCCUAAGUGUGAAUUAAUCAUAACCUAAGACGUUGUGCAGGUUUAGUAGCUUGGUGAGUUCCUGAUGUUGGUGGAUAGUGGGAGCUUUCUCCGCUAUCGGGUCUUAGAGUAGAGUUGGCUCUGAUCUAGGGUUUUGUUGUUAGCUCUAGAUCUUGUUGGAUUAUUUUCGUACUUUGAGAUUUUGUCCACGUGUCGGACUUGGAGAUUUUAUGCUUAUGCAUUUUUGAGAUGACAUGACAUGUAUGUUUGAUGUAUGAGAUUUGUAUCCGCUGCGACUGAUGAGGUUUUAUAUACAUGCAUGUUGACCGUUGAUUCGAUUUUGUUUUCUUUGAUUUGGUGAAGUAGCAUCUAUUUCUUGAAUAUAUGAAUUAUUCGCAUGUUUAAUUGCUUUAAUAGAAAUAGGGUGUUACAAUGUUAUGGUAAACAACUUGGUGACAGGAUGCUUGCACCAAGGGAGAAUCAGCAACCUCAAGCACAACCUGCACCCAAGAAGAAAGGGCCGGCUAAAAAGAAAGGACCAAGCAAAAAGGCUGGGCCACCAACUGCAACCACAACAGAAGCAUCACCUGGAAACACAACUGCACCACCAACUGCAAGCACCACUUUACCACCACCUAGCACCAUUGUACCACCACCUGCUGCAACCAACAUUGUGUCACUUGCAAGCAACAAUGUGUCAACUACAAGCAAUUCUGUGCCAAUUGUAAAGCCACAAAUAGUGGGGGAAAACAUACUCAUGGUGCCUAAGAAGUGCAGGAACAUUGGUCUGAAGAGAAAGUCUGAUAAAAUGGAGCCUAUUGGAACACAACAGUCGGUAUACAAGAAGUAGUUUAAGUUUUGUUGGCAUACUCUUUUAUUGGCAUUAUAUUUUGGUUGUAAUAGCUAAGUAUUUUGGAACACAUUUGUUACUUUGGAACCUAUUUUGUAUUCAAACAUGGUUGAUUGUAACUUAACUCUACUUUUGGAUAUGCUAUUUU